Volvox carteri f. nagariensis is the source of this 574-nucleotide messenger RNA. RefSeq lists its product as uncharacterized. The transcript is spliced from 4 exons. The record is from RefSeq and is a predicted model, not a curated record. NCBI's taxonomy places the organism in Eukaryota, Viridiplantae, Chlorophyta, Chlorophyceae, Chlamydomonadales, Volvocaceae. The annotation marks the transcript as partial.
CCAGCAGGCGAAAAGCCAGGGCACUGAUAUGCCCAAGGCAAACCGUGUGGCUCGGCAGCCAAGGUGCACCGUGACCCGGCUGACCAGGGCGUGCAAUCGUGCCUUCCAGGCCGCCAAGGGGAAAGUCGCCAGUGAUGGCGGCUCCGCCGUUGGGCUGGGUUUCUCGGGUUCUCUGUGUGCCACAGCCAUGGCGAGGAUCAUCUGCGCCAUGGCUGAGGCAGCUGGGUUCGGAAUGGAAUCCAUAUUUGUGGAUGUGGGCUGCGGCCUCGGAAGGCCGCUUGUCGCCGUGAGCAUCCUGGCAGGCGCCUGGCGCUGCGUUGGUCUUGACAUGGACGUCAACAAGCUGAGGAAUGCCGACGUCUUCAUUAGGCAUUGCGCUGCCAGGGUUCCACGGCGGCUGCGGCCGGAGAGCUUGUCUUUGGUCUUGGGCUCUGUGGGGCAGGUGGGCAUUCUCCCACUCGGCCCAGAAUAUUUUUACUUGUUCUGGGAAGGCUGGUCGGUUGCCGACAAGAUGGCCCUGGCAGCACUCUUCAUGCGUCACGGCAGCCGGAAGGUAUGUAAAAUAUUAUGUUGA